Acinonyx jubatus (cheetah) is the source of this 2635-nucleotide messenger RNA. RefSeq names its product RAB3A interacting protein like 1 (gene RAB3IL1). The transcript has 10 exons. The coding region runs from base 462 to 1724 and encodes 420 amino acids. Lineage: Eukaryota; Metazoa; Chordata; Mammalia; Carnivora; Felidae. Gene Ontology annotation, cellular component: Golgi to plasma membrane transport vesicle. Gene Ontology annotation, molecular function: guanyl-nucleotide exchange factor activity. The record is from RefSeq and is a predicted model, not a curated record. Gene Ontology annotation, biological process: exocytosis.
CCCUUCCAGGCCUGCCCCAGCUGGGCAGGAAGCAGAGGACCCAGCUUGGCUGGGGGGCAGUGGGCAGGAGGCCCUGGGGUGGCCCAACCAGCCCUGGAUGCUGCCUCCCGGCUCUGUGUAGAGUACUUGCCGGCCCACACCCCUCUCUUGGGCCAAUCACAGAAAGAACAGGGCAGAAGCCAAGAGAGAAAAAGGAGGGGGCUGGGCAUAUCUGGUCAGAGGAGGGGAGGGACCCUACCAGCCUGGGGCCUGUAAGUAAUACAGAUAACAACAUCUCUACACUGGGGCCAGCAGCCCCGAUCCCUGAAGGGCUGGGUAGACUCAACAUCCCUAGAGACGAACACAUGAGCUCCAGGUCCUGUAGAAAGACAACGGGUCGGGGAGAGGCUGGGACACGCUGGGACACGCCGGGCCCAGCUUCACCAAGCCCAGUCCUGCCAAUGACAAUGGAAUAGCAUCGAAUGGUCUGGAGCCAGCCCAGCUGGAUACGAAAGGCAAGAGGAUUCACCACAGCCUCGCGGAGAACGCUGGGAUCUCCGAGCGGCCCUGUCCCCAUGGACUCUGCCCCACUGAGGCCAGCCAGCCAGCCCCACCCAGACGAGGGCCACCCGCCGCCCCUUGAGGCUGUCCCCGUCCCCUGGAAGAGCGUGGGCCCCUGCAAAAGCCACAGGACGGAGUCCCCAAGAGGCCUGGCGGAGACCCCUGGAGGGGAGGAGGCCCAAGGUGAGGAGGGCCCUGCGGCCGUCCCGCUGGAUGUGCUCCGCCUGCGAAGCUCUUCCAUGGAGAUCCGCGAGAAGGGCUCAGAGUUCCUGAAGGAGGAGCUUCACAAAGCCCAGAAGGAGCUGAAGCUGAAGGACGAGGAGUGUGAGCGGCUGUCCAGAGUGCGGGAGCAGCUGGAACGGGAGCUGGAGGAGCUGACAGCCAGCCUGUUUGAGGAAGCCCACAAGAUGGUGCGAGCAGCCAACAUGAAGCAGGCAGCGUCGGAAAAGCAGCUGAAGGAGGCGCGGGGCAAGAUCGACAUGCUGCAGGCAGAGGUGACAGCCUUGAAGACACUGGUCCUCACGUCCACACCGGCCUCUCCCAACCGCGAGCUCCACCCACAGCUGCUGAGCCCCACCAAGGCCGGGCCCCGCAAGGGCCACUUGCGCCAUAAGAGCACCAGCAGCACCCUCUGCCCCGCCGUGUGCCCCGCUGCCGGACAUACCCUCACCCCGGACAAGGAGGGCAAAGAGGUGGACACGACCCUGUUCGCAGAGUUCCAGGCCUGGAGGGAAUCCCCCACCCUGGACAAGUCCUGCCCCUUCCUUGAAAGGGUGUACCGGGAGGACGUGGGCCCCUGCCUCGACUUCACCAUGCAGGAGCUCUCGGCGCUGGUACGGGCCGCCGUGGAGGACAACACGCUCACCAUCGAGCCCGUGGCUUCGCAGACGCCGCCCACGGCGAAGGUGGCCGCGGUGGAGUGUGGCAGCACCAAUACCUGUGCCCUGAGCGGGCUGGCUCGUGCCUGUCGCCACCGAAUCCGGCUUGGGGACUCAGAGAAUCACUAUUACAUCUCACCGUCCUCCCGGGCCAGGAUCACCGCAGUGUGCAACUUCCUCACCUACAUCCGCUACAUCCAGCAAGGCCUGGUGCGGCAGGAAGCGGAGCCGAUGUUCUGGGAGAUCACGAGGCUGCGGAAGGAGAUGUCGCUGGCCAAGCUCGGCUUCUUUCCCCAGGAGGCCUAGGGCAUGGCCGGAGCCUGGAGGGGGGCUCUGAGCCACAGCCAACACCUGCCCCGGCACAGACAGACAGGAAGACAGGGUCCUGGCGCCAGCCCUGAGCCAGAAGCCGAGCAGAUGGACAGAUGGCCAGGCCAUGGAGGCCUUGCUGAGCCGGUACCAAAUCUUCAUCCCGGGAAAGACAGGACCUCAUGAGCUGACCCUUCGCCCUUCCCCAGUGGCCCUACAGCCACCAGGAGACUUUCAAGAAAGCACCAAAGACCAAGGAGCUUGGACCCACACUCAGGGGCUCAGCACCCCCUUUGCAGUCCUGGGAGCUGCUGCUUGCAGUCACCUUGUUGCUGUGAUGUCCUCAGAAAGGGCUCACACUGGGUGGCCUGACCUCCAGGGUAUCUCCCACCUCGGUUCCCAAGCCCUGGCCCACCAGCACCCCCGUGUGGCCAUCCCUCCCCCAUUCCCGUGGGGGCAGUGCAGCCACAAGGGGCUGUCAAGGACUUGCACACCAUCUGCUUGAGAACUACCCCAAACUGUUCUUAAGAUGGAUCAGGGCUCCUCCUCCCACCCUCGCACUUGACCUUCCCCCCCUCCUCCAUCUGAGCCUUGUGCUCCUGGAGGCCCUGCCCCCACCACUGGAAGGAUUAGGAUACUUUGCUCCCGAAGUAAAAUACAGACAGGGCCUCAGGACACGGUGUCUGUGUUCAGCUGUGGGUGGCCGUUCAGACAGUGGGGGCUGAGGUCGCCAAGCCCUGUACACAGGACCGGGGGAGGGUGGGCAGGACGCAGGCCCCUCCUCGCCCCUCACGGCCCACUCAGGACCGGGGUCCAACCUGGACACAUCCCUCACCGUGGCCGAUUUCCUCCUUUGAAUGGAAUGUAACACGAUCUCUAUUUAAUAAAGGAAGGCUUUGUUGGUAGAG